Molecule: messenger RNA, 1656 nt
Organism: Rhizoctonia solani
Lineage: Eukaryota; Fungi; Basidiomycota; Agaricomycetes; Cantharellales; Ceratobasidiaceae
Product: pre-mRNA-splicing factor CLF1
Exons: 10
Coding region: 1-1656 (551 amino acids)
Biological process (GO): spliceosomal complex assembly; mRNA splicing, via spliceosome
Cellular component (GO): post-mRNA release spliceosomal complex; U2-type catalytic step 2 spliceosome; precatalytic spliceosome
Molecular function (GO): protein binding
Source: RefSeq, a predicted model, not a curated record
AUGUCGGACCGACAAUCGGAAAACCGCGCGCCGCGGGUCAAAAACCGUGCGCCCGCGGCGGUGCAAAUUACCGCCGAACAGCUCUUGCGUGAGGCUCAAGAGCGACAAGAGUCGGCGUUUAAAGCACCUCGUCAGCGAGUAGAAGACUUUGAAGAACUUCACGAGUACCGAGGUCGAAAACGAAAAGAGUUCGAGGAACGUAUUAGGCGAACGAGGGGAAGUGUUAAAGAGUGGCAGGCGUAUGCGUCGUGGGAGGCCAGUCAGGGAGAUGAUCGCUCCCGGAGUGUGUAUGAGCGUGCGCUGGAUGUGGAUGCGAGGGACGUUCGAUUGUGGUUGAGUUAUACGGAAAUGAACUACUCCAAAACGUACCAGGCGCACGACAGGUGUUUGAGCGAUGGAUGGCUUGGGAACCAGAUGGCAUGGCAGGCGUAUAUCAACUCGAAGAACGGUACAACGAGUUGGAUCUGGGCCAAGUUUGAAGAGGAGAGGGGCAAGCCAGACAAGGCGCGCGAGGUAUUCCAGACCGCGCUGGAGUUUUUGGAGAUGGUGUGGAAGAGGUUGCGCAGGCGCAAGCCGUAUUUGCGGCAUUUGCAAAAAAUGGAGACUAGGUUGAAAGAGUAUGACCGUGCACGAGUUAUUUACAAGUUUGCGCUAUCCCGCCUCCCUCGUUCGAUUUCUGGCCCCCUCUAUGCUGCUUACACAAAAUUCGAAAAGCAACACGGCGAAAAGAGUGGUGCGGAAUCUGCCGUUCUUGGCCGACGUCGCAUUCAAUACGAGGAUGAAUUACAGCAAGAUCCAUUCAACUAUGUCUGGUUUGACUAUACCCGCCUGGAAGAGGAAGCGUACCGUACGCCAAGGAUGAAGGCGAAGGGACCGAAGAAGCAGUGGGCAGAGUUCGAGAAGUGUACGAACGGGCUGUCGCACAGGACGUUCCCCGCACACGUCAAUCUACCAAACGAUCCUCCGGCUUCUCCUCAUAAAUCAUUCACCUUUGCCAAACUCUGGAUUCAAGCCGCUCGAUUCGAGAUUCGACAACUCGAUCUCCCAGCCGCACGAAAGCUCCUCGGAGCCGCGAUAGGCAUGUGUCCCAAAGAAGGCCUGUUCAAAGGGUACAUCCAGCUAGAACUCGAGCUCCGAGAGUUCGACCGCGUCCGCACACUGUAUGAAAAGUACCUCUCCCAUGACCCGUCCAACACACCGCAUGGAUCAAAUUUGCCGAGCUCGAGACCACGCUUGGGGACCUUGCCUGCCAAGACCGGACAUGUCAAGGUCUGGGUGGCGUUUGCGCUGUUCGAGGCUGCUUCGAUGUCUGAUCCCGAUGAGGAGGAAGGAGAAGGCGCCGAGCUGGACAAGGGAGAUCCGGAUCGUGCGCGGGCUGUUUUCCAGGAGGGGUACGAUUCGUUACGGGCCAAGGGACUCAAGGAGGAGCGGGUCGUGUUGCUUGAAGCGUGGAAGGCGUUUGAGCAGGAACAUGGUACCGAGGAGCAGCUCAAGAAGGUCGAGGACUGGGACAUGCUCUUUGCCGAUGACGAGCGCGAAGCGAACCCGACGUCCUUCAAGCUGUUGCAAAUGGCUCAUGCCUGGAAGAACGCCCAGGCUGCUCAGAGCGAUAGUGAAUCUGAGGACGAGGACGCUGAUGGCGAGGAUGAAGAGUAG